AUGGCAUCUACCAAGAAAGCGGAAAGGCCUCCUUUUGACGAACUACCCCUCGAUAAGGAUGGUCCGCCGGGCAAUGCCUGGGGUCUUUAUGGGCCCAACGAUGAGCUCGGAGCCUUGAACAUGCUGACGCCAGAGACUGUUGUCGCGGCUGCGCAGGAGAUCAAGACGGGCGAACGGGUAUCGCUGGACUGGCAUCUGAACAAGCCUUCACGGCCCAGUUUCGAUAGGCCGCCUUUCGAAGUGAAGCUGCGGAACAACCCCGGACGAGCAAUCAACGAUGAUGAGCUGCAUUUCAACACCCAGUGUAGCACACAGUGGGAUGGUUUCCGGCAUUUUGGCUUCCAAGGCGUGAAGCGGUUUUACGGAAAUCGCACUCAGGAUGACGUUGACAAUACUGACGUUCUUGGAAUUGAUGUUUGGGCGGAGAACGGCGGCGUUGUUGGUAGAGGUGCUCUGUUAGACUAUGUAUCGUUCUGCAACCGCCAUUCCAUUACCGUCGACCCCUUCAGCAGCAGUUCUAUACCCCUAGAGCACAUUAAACAGAUGGUCUUGGAACAGGACAUUACCUUCCAAGCAGGAGACAUCCUCGUGCUACGGGUUGGAUUCACUGCGGCAUACAAUGCACUCGACCCUAUUAAGCAAGAUGCCUUGGCACAGCGUCCAACGCCUGACUUCUUGGGAGUGGAGCCGACAUCAGAUAUGCUGCGGUGGCUCUGGGACAGUGGCUUCGCAGCUGUUGUUAGCGACUCUCCGAGCUUUGAGCGGGCACCAGUGGAAGGUCUCUGGACCGGCGCGGAGAUAGAGGAUCACAUCGACGGUGGUGGUCUGCUACACCAGGUGCUGAUAGGUGGCUGGGGUAUGCCCAUCGGGGAGAUGUUUGACUUGGAGAAACUAAGUGAGACUUGUCAGAGGCUCAACAGAUGGCAUUUCUUCAUGUCAAGCGUGCCACUGAAGGUCCCAGGUGGUGUCGCGAGCCCUCCGAACGCGGUUGCAAUCUUUUAG
Molecule: messenger RNA, 1002 nt
Organism: Thyridium curvatum
Lineage: Eukaryota; Fungi; Ascomycota; Sordariomycetes; Thyridiales; Thyridiaceae
Exons: 3
Coding region: 1-1002 (333 amino acids)
Molecular function (GO): arylformamidase activity
Source: RefSeq, a predicted model, not a curated record